This is a messenger RNA of Chrysochloris asiatica (Cape golden mole), 789 nucleotides long. RefSeq names its product mitochondrial ribosomal protein L10 (gene MRPL10). The coding region runs from base 1 to 789 and encodes 262 amino acids. Gene Ontology annotation, cellular component: mitochondrial large ribosomal subunit. Gene Ontology annotation, molecular function: structural constituent of ribosome. The transcript is spliced from 5 exons. Gene Ontology annotation, biological process: translation. The record is from RefSeq and is a predicted model, not a curated record. NCBI's taxonomy places the organism in Eukaryota, Metazoa, Chordata, Mammalia, Afrosoricida, Chrysochloridae.
AUGGCCGUGUCCGUGGCUGGGAUGCUGCGAGGAGGUCUCCUGCCCCAGGCGGGCCGGCUGCCCACCCUCCAGACUGUCCGCUAUGGUUCCAAGGCUGUUACCCGCCACCAUCGUGUGAUGCACUUUGAGCGGCAGAAGCUUAUGGCUCUGACUGAAUAUAUACCGCCCAAACCUGUCAUCAACCCAAGAUGCCUGUCACCUCCACCCAGCCCUCCCCAGGAGGAGACAGGCCUCAUCCGGCUGCUCCGACGGGAGAUAGCAGCUGUUUUCCAUGACAACCGAAUGAUCGCCGUCUGCCAGAAUGUGGCUUUGAGUGCAGAGGACAAGCUCCUUUUAAGGCACCAGCUGCGGAAACACAAGAUCUUGAUGAAGAUCUUCCCCAGCCAGGUUCUGAAGCCCUACCUGGAGAAAUCCAAGUACCAGAACCUGCUGCCCCUGUUUGUGGGGCACAAUAUGCUGCUGGUCAGUGCAGAGCCCAAAGUCAAGGAGAUGGUUCGGAUCUUGAAGAGUGUGCCUUUCCUGCCACUGCUAGGUGGCUGCAUUGAUGACACCAUCCUCAGCAGACAGGGCUUCAUCAACUACUCCAAGCUUCCCAGCCUGGCCGCGGUGCAGGGGGAGCUGGUAGGAGGACUCAGCCUCCUGAUGGCCCAGACUCACUCUCUGCUUCAGCACCAGCCCCACCAGCUGAUUGCCUUGUUGGAUCAGUACGUCAGACAGCAACGUGAAGGGAACUCCAUCGAACCGGCUAAUGGGAAGCUGGACCUUCCUGACUCUGUUCCGGAUUCAUAG